Messenger RNA from Penicillium taxi, 1365 nucleotides. RefSeq names its product mRNA splicing protein SLU7 (gene slu7). The transcript has a single exon. The record is from RefSeq and is a predicted model, not a curated record. Bases 1 to 1365 code for a protein of 454 amino acids. Gene Ontology annotation, cellular component: spliceosomal complex. Lineage: Eukaryota; Fungi; Ascomycota; Eurotiomycetes; Eurotiales; Aspergillaceae. Gene Ontology annotation, molecular function: pre-mRNA 3'-splice site binding. Gene Ontology annotation, biological process: mRNA splicing, via spliceosome.
AUGUCACGGAAACCAGCUGAUGUGGCGUCGAAAGAGCGCAACGAGUACAUCCCAUCAUUCAUUUCCAAGAAGCCAUUCUAUGUCGAUGAUGAGACUGGAAAUGAUUACCUGGAGCAUCAGCGUCUGCAGAAGACUGCCCAAGACCAGAAAUGGUAUGACCGGGGGAAGCGCGCUGGUCCAGCAGCGACCAAGUAUCGAAAGGGCGCAUGCGAUAACUGUGGCGCGAUGACACACAAGACAAAAGACUGUCUCAGCCGACCUCGAAAGCAAGGUGCUCGGUGGACCGGCAAGGAUAUUCAAGCCGACGAACUAGUCCAAAAGGUCGACAUGGGAUGGGAUGCUAAGAGAGAUCGGUGGAACGGCUACGACGCCAGCGAAUACCGUCAAGUCGUCGAAGAAUACGAAGAACUGGAAUCAAUGAAACAACAAGUUAAGGAAAAGAAUAAGCUCAAAAAGCUUAUGGAUGAUGAAGACGGCGAGGACCAAGCAGAUACUCGCUACGCCGAGGAAUCUGACAUGGGCCGACACCAAAGUACGGCUACGCGUAACCUACGAAUUCGAGAAGACACAGCCAAGUAUCUUCUGAAUCUGGAUCUUGAUUCCGCCAAAUACGAUCCGAAAACACGACGAAUGGUUGACAUGGGUGCGCAGGAUGACCAAGCUGCUGCGCUGUUUGCAGAAGAGAACUUUAUCCGUGCCUCUGGCGAUGCUGCCGAGUUUGAGAAAGCUCAAAAAUAUUCAUGGGAGUCCCAGGAGAAGGGCCAGGCCCACAUUCAUCUACAAGCCAACCCCACAUCUGGAGAGUUCCUUCGGAAGAAAGAGAAGGAAGAGGGCGAGACUAAACGCCAAGCUGAACAGAAGGCGCUUUUGGAAAAAUAUGGAGGCAGUGAAUAUCUUCAAACUAAUCCGCUACGCGAUACCAUGAUUGUCGAAAACGAACGCUUCGUGGAAUAUGACGAAUCCGGUGCCAUCAAGGGUGCACCCAAGAAAGCCACUAAAUCUAAAUACCCCGAGGAUGUCAUGGUCAACAAUCAUACCUCGACAUGGGGUAGCUGGUGGCAUGAUUUCAAAUGGGGUUAUUCAUGCUGUUUCUCGUUUGUGAAGAACAGUUAUUGCACCGGCGAAGAUGGAAAGAAGGCCUUUGAGGAAGAAGGCAACAUGUUGUUGCUAUCAAAUAACGAUCCUGAAGAAUCUUGGACUGGCCAGCCUGCUGACAAGGAUGAAAAGAAAGAUUCAGAAUCCAACGGGAAGAAGCGAACUUUGAUGGAGUUGCAGUCUGGGAUUACGGAAGAAGAAAUCGAGUCAUACAAGCGAAGCCGGGUGGCUGCUGAUGACCCGAUGGCUAAUUUCGUAGAUCAAGUCUGA